UGCGAAGGCUGCUUCAUGUUGUGGAGCCAAGAGGCGCACAGAAGUGGAGGGGGGAGUUCUAGCGAGCCAAUCGCAGGCAACAUCCUGUUAAUCAAAAAGCGGCUUCCAGCGCACGAGAGAAAGACAACGAGAGACAGACAGCACACGCACAGGAAGCAGGUACUUGCUGUCAGAGGACUCUCUGCAGAGAACGCUGAAGCGGCAGAAAAAAAGAGGAAAAAACAAACAAACAAAGCAGCCCACACCUUAACAUCAAGCGCUAUUCUCGGGGUUUAUUUCUCAGCGAUAAGAAGAGGCAUGGACAACAGCACAACCUCCAGCGACAAAGCAGUGCAGCGCUCCAAGUCAUUCAGCCUGAAGCCGCAGGCAAAGGAGCUCUGUGCCUCCUGUGAGAAGACUGUGUACCCCAUGGAGCGCCUCGUCGCCGACAAGAACGUCUUCCACUCGUCCUGCUUCUGCUGCAAGCACUGCAACACCAAGCUGAGCCUGGGCAGCUACGCGGCGCUCCACGGGCAGUUCUACUGCAAACCGCACUUCCAGCAGCUCUUCAAGAGCAAAGGCAACUACGACGAGGGCUUCGGCCGCAAGCAGCACAAGGAGCUGUGGAGCGUGAAGGAGGCAGAGAGCGGCACCAAGACCGCCUGACCAGCCCCGCGGCUCCGAGACCUGCCUCUACAGCCAUUCACACAGCGUCCUGCUAGAGCUGCUGCUCCUCCUUCUUUUUCUUCUUCUUAUUUUAAAGCAUACUCUUUUUAAAAACCUUGUAUCUUAACAGCGUGCACUCAGGAAAGUGCUGCCACAAACAAGCAUUCCCUGCAUCCUCAAAGAAGGAAUACAUGACCCAGAAAAGCAUUUGGAGGAGGCUGUCUCUGCAAGCCCUUCCACAGGGGCAUCGGAACAAGUCUGCAUUGCAUUGAUAGGAUCUUGUUUAUUUAAUUGUGUUCAGGCUUUCCCUUGUUUGCAUGGUGCUCUUUUCCAGAGAUGCCAUGCCCCGGGGGGAGGGUUAUUCAGACCUGGCUCAAUGCUUGGGGAUCUCCAGGCUCCACGACCGCUCCUCAGCAUGCUGUCCUCAUCCACCUGAGCCACUCCGAAAACAAGCCCACCACCUGAGACUGGCAUGAACUGCACGCCGAGCUGCUCAUUGGUCACAAAGUUUUAAAGUCACAUUUGCAAAGUCAAGAACCACAGUCCUCUUGGUACCAAGCCAUCUAACAGAACUGGAAUUCUAACCAGAAUCUCUCCAAGCGCCAUGCACGAUCCCAGUGUGGCUCAGUCUGUGGGGUCUCAGAAGUCGGGAUUCCCAGGAAAACGGAUGCUUCACUGCUGGCUGCUUUCUUUCUUUCUUUCUUUCUUUCUUUCUUUCUUUCUUUCUUUCUUUCUUUCUUUCUUUCUUUCUUUCUUUCUUUCCUCCUCCUCCUCCUCCUCCUCCUCCUCCUCUCCCCUACCUCACGUGGAACAACCCAGGGUAUCAUGUUUGAGACUCCAAUCUCUUCAGCAGGGCUCCUGCCUUCAGUCACUGAAUCUCAGUCUUUGUUAAGGAGAAUGGCAUUUGUUUUUUAUAUGAUCUGAAAUUUGAAUUUUAGAGAAUUGUUUUUAAUGUUAAUUGAAAUGUUGAGGUAUCUGCAGAUAUCUUCGCUUGCUUUUAUAACUGGCUGCAGUCAGCGAGAGAAUGCUUGUCACUUCAGGUAUGUUCUUAUUUCAGCAUCUCUGUAGGAACGGGGGUAGGUCUGGCGCUCAUCUCCAGAGAGGUAUUAAACUGGGUUUGCAAUGCUGGGUUGCUUCAUAGUUUCCGAAAGAAAGGAAAUCAAACAAACCUUUUUACUGCUGAAGCAUAUUAGAAAACAUUUGGAACCUUUUAAUGUCUUGUCUCUUUGUUAGUAAAAUAAAAUUCUAUUGUUUUA
This is a messenger RNA of Acipenser ruthenus (sterlet), 1901 nucleotides long. Its product is annotated as LIM domain-containing protein 2. Bases 16 to 645 code for a protein of 209 amino acids. Gene Ontology annotation, biological process: actin filament bundle assembly. Gene Ontology annotation, cellular component: actin cytoskeleton; plasma membrane. The record is from RefSeq and is a predicted model, not a curated record. The transcript is spliced from 4 exons. Lineage: Eukaryota; Metazoa; Chordata; Actinopteri; Acipenseriformes; Acipenseridae. Gene Ontology annotation, molecular function: actin filament binding.